This is a messenger RNA of Sorghum bicolor (sorghum), 1069 nucleotides long. Its product is annotated as non-specific lipid transfer protein GPI-anchored 2. The record is from RefSeq and is a predicted model, not a curated record. The transcript has 2 exons. Lineage: Eukaryota; Viridiplantae; Streptophyta; Magnoliopsida; Poales; Poaceae. The coding region runs from base 348 to 938 and encodes 196 amino acids.
CAAGGCCUUAGGACAGUUACGGCGGCAAGGUUUAUUGGAGGGAGCGGCUUGAUGGCCCUACCAUUUCCCAACCGUUAGCCGUUAGGCAAGAACGCCAUUGUCACGAUCACGACACCCCCAGCUUAGCGUUGCCCACAAGGUACACGUCCCCAUCACUCUCGCUCGGCCAGCCACAAGGUACCCUACACACGAGCACAGACGCACAAACGGACACACAGGCGCACGCUGUGCAGUGAGCUCCCCCAUCCCCACAUGUCAAACAGAGCACCGCCGCUCACGCUCACACCCUCCUCCGGAAACCAGGAAUCCCAAGAACCAGCCGCGGCAGCGACGGCGACGGCGACGCCAUGGCUCUGACGGUGCCAACCGCGGCGCUGGUCGUCCUCGCCGUCGCGGCCACGCUGGCCCUGCAGCCGCGAGCGAGCGCGCAGAUAUCAGCCCCGCCCUCGGGCGCCCCCGCGGCCGCGCCGUCGUCGCCGUCGCUGGACUGCGCGGGCGCGCUGCGGAACCUGACGCCGUGCCUGACGUACGUGGAGCGCCGCAGCGCGCUGACGCGGCCGGACAAGGGCUGCUGCGGGGCGCUCGCGGCCGUCGUGGGCGGCGACGACGCCGCCUGCCUGUGCGCGCUCCUCGCCGGGUACGGCGCGCGCGGCGUCCGCGUCGACACCGUGCGCGCGCUCGCGCUGCCCACCAUCUGCCGCGUCGACGCGCCGCCGCCCAGGCUCUGCGCCGCGCUCGGCAUGCCCGUCGCCGAGCCGCCGGGCGGAGCCGCCGCCGCGCCGAUGGACUCAGGGUCCGACGCGCCGUCGACCACACCGGCAACGGCGGCCGCGAACGGCGGCCCGGCGACGCGCUGGCGAGCUUCGACACGGCCGUACCUGGUGGCUGCUCUCUCGCACGGCUGUGGUGCCAUCCUCCUCUCCACACUGCUGCUGUAACUCUUGCAGGCCGGCACCGGCACUCACCGUAGAGCUGCCGCGCAUCGCAUCUGUACAGGUGUAAAUGUACACACGCGUUCCAUUCCGCGGGGCGGUGAAGGAAUCAAUUCGGGCGCCCCGUCGUCCAUCCA